Molecule: messenger RNA, 3295 nt
Organism: Zychaea mexicana
Lineage: Eukaryota; Fungi; Mucoromycota; Mucoromycetes; Mucorales; Lichtheimiaceae
Product: dehydrogenase E1 and transketolase domain-containing protein 1
Exons: 15
Coding region: 53-2941 (962 amino acids)
Biological process (GO): tricarboxylic acid cycle
Molecular function (GO): thiamine pyrophosphate binding; oxoglutarate dehydrogenase (succinyl-transferring) activity
Source: RefSeq, a predicted model, not a curated record
UCUUUUUUAACCACGAGUUCUUCUUAUCACUUUUCUUUUAAUCCAUCAUAUUAUGCUUCCAUACUGCAGGUCGGUGACAAACCGGUUGGCCUCUUCCUCAACAGUCGACCCGCGACGACGCUUGCUUCUUCAAACAAAGCAAGGAAACAGCGGAACUCUCCAUAACAUAACAAAAAGACGGCAAUAUCAUGAUCGCGGGGUCUAUGGUUAUCGUGUUCCCAAAGAGUAUCGGAUGCCCGAUUACACCCAAGAAGAACUCGCCAAUCGUAUGGAAUAUGGUAGCCUUUUACGGUUCGUCCAAGCAUACAGACAGCAUGGUCACAAAUCGGCCCGUCUGGAUCCUCUUGAAAUCAUGCAACACGAAAAAGUGCUGUCACUUCAAGCCGAACGCUAUGGAUUGACGGAUCCAAAGAAAAUGUACAAUCUUGCAGGCAUCCUUCAUGUAACUGAGUCAACAAGCAAUCCAUCCGGUCGAGAAGAAGCGGAUUUUGAAGCCAUUCUGGGCCAUCUUAAUGCCGUGUAUUGCGGUAAGAUUGCACACGAAUUUAUGCAUCUUCCGUCUGCAAGUGAAAGACGAUGGUGGUACCAUGCUGUAGAAUCAUGGACAAAGCCGCAACUUUCUGUUAAGCAAAAACGGCGUAUUCAUGAAUUGCUGACAAAUUCGGAGACAUUUGAUCAUUUCUUGGCCAAGAAGUUCCCCAACAUGAAGCGAUACGGCUUAGAAGGAGCCGAGAGUAUGAUGGUAGCGUUGGAUCGACUGUUUGAGCUGUCAGCACAAACUGGCGUUCAAGACGUGCUUAUUGGUAUGCCUCAUCGUGGCCGUCUGAAUUUACUCUGCAAUUUACUCGAAUAUCCACAUGCUGCUCUAUUCAGUAAAAUGAAAGGAAACUCGGAACUGCCUGGUGAUACGACGCAUACUGGUGAUGUGAUUUCGCAUUUAAUCAAUAACCCAACACUCAAAUACGACGGCGGCGAGGUUCAUGUUUCAUUGCUGAGCAACCCUUCUCAUCUCGAGGCUGUGAAUCCUGUUGUUAUGGGCAAAGCAAGAGCCAAGCAGACCGAAUUGUUGACUUCAGCCAAUCCUGAUUGUAGCUUGGGUGAUCGAGUUAUGGCUGUUCAAAUUCACGGUGAUGCAGCAUUCACUGGACAAGGUAUUGUCAUGGAGUCAUUGAGUUUAUCCAACUUGCCUCACUAUUCAUCUGGUGGUUCGGUUCAUAUUGUGGUCAACAAUCAGCUUGGUUAUACCACACCCGCACAGAAUGCCCGCUCGUCCGCUUAUUGCUCGGAUAUUGGCAAAAUGAUCAAUGUGCCUGUCGUUCACGUAAAUGGAGAUUUCCCUGAAGAUGUGGCGCGUGCCAUGGAUGUCGUAUUUGAAUAUCGAAACAAGUUUAGAAAGGAUAUCAUCCUUGACUUAAUUUGCUAUCGUCGAUGGGGUCACAACGAACUGGAUGAGCCUGCAUUUACCCAACCAUCCAUGUACAACAAUAUUCGUCUACAUAACUCUGUUCCUAAACAGUACGAGCAAAAGCUGAUCAGUGAAGAAAACGUAUUCGAGUCCGCUGAAAGCGUUGCUGCUGUGCGUGAGUCUCAAUACAGUCUACUGGAUAGCGAGCUUCAAAAGGCCAAUAAUGAGCCCCUUGUCGACUGUCCAUCUUCCUACCACUUGCAAGGCAAUUGGAAGGGUAUCAAGCAUGUUAAGACAAGGCCGCUUCCUGAAGAAGAACCUGAUACUGGUGUCGCGACAGAUGUUUUGACGCAAGUUGGCAAACAGUCUGUGACAUCGCCUGAUGCCAGCAUUAAAUUGCACCCGCGCUUGCAAAAAUACCAUAUUGCAUCCCGACUCAAACGUCUCGAUCAAGGUUCUGGUAUUGACUGGGCUACAGCUGAAGCACUUGCUUUUGGAACAUUGCUGCAGGAGGGUCACGAUGUCCGAAUUUCAGGCCAAGAUGUGGGCCGUGGUACGUUCUCCCAGCGUCAUGCCAUGUUUGUGGAUCAAGGAACUGAAAAGGCGGUGAUCCCGCUUAACCAUGGAUUGGGCGAUGGACAAGGGUUCCUUGAGGUUGCCAACAGUCCAUUGUCUGAAUAUGCUGUGCUCGGGUUCGAAUACGGCAUGUCAAUCGAAUCACCCAGCCGACUAGUUAUUUGGGAAGCUCAAUUUGGCGAUUUCUUCAACGGAGCCCAGAUUGCUAUUGAUACAUUUGUCUCUAGCAGUGAAGCUAAAUGGUUGCGCCAGACUGGCCUUGUUAUGCUUUUGCCACAUGGUCAAGAUGGUGCUGGACCAGAACAUUCAUCAGCUCGCGUCGAGCGAUUUCUUCAGAUGAGCAACGAACCUAUGGAUAUCGACAAAUGCUACGACGUAGCACCCAAUUGGUCUGUCGUGAACUGUACUACACCUGCCCAGUACUUCCACGUGCUUCGACGUCAGAUCCAUCGCCCUUACCGCAAACCGUUAAUUGUAAUGUCGCCCAAGGGUUUACUCAAAUCUCAAGCGGCUGUUAGCACAUUGGAUGAUAUGGCACCUGGCCAGCAGUUCAAGCCUGUAUUGGAUGACCCUGUGUCAACAGAAUCGCCCAAUGGAGUUGAAAAGGUUGUCUUUGUGUCGGGCAAGCUGUAUUAUGACCUGGUCAAAGAAAGAGCUGCCAAGGGACUUGAUGAUCGUAUUGCAUUAAUAAGAGUUGAGGAAUUAAGCCCAUUCCCACGCAACGAGCUUGAACAAGUUGUCGAUCAAUACAAUUAUGCUCGCGAAUUCAUAUGGUGUCAAGAAGAGCCCGAGAACGCGGGUGCUUAUGCAUUUAUGGCUCCUCGUAUUUCCCAGCUGAUCCCACGCAAUGAAAAGUUGCAAUAUGUUGGUCGCGCCGCACUGGCGGCUCCCGCUACUGGAAUUUCGUCCCAGUUCCGUGCCGAACAAGCACGAUUGAUCCAAGAUGCUUUGACCGUAUAAAAAAGUUGCAUUGUAGAAUAAAACAAGUUAGCUUAUACUGUCCUGAAUAAUCAUGUUUUCCUUUCAUAAACCAGCAACAUCAUCCAUGUCUAAAUUCCUAAACAGUACUAUCAUAUAUUGGUUAAGAGAUUAUAAAGUAGCGUUUCGGUGUUGCUCAUCACUUAAUUUAUCAAUUUCAAAUAUACUUAUCAUAGUAAGUAGUUGGUUGUUGUAAAUAGCGUAUUAUACAGAAAUAUGUUCUACUUUCCUGUUUUGUUGUAAUUCAUUACACAAUGGUAGAAAUGGGAUAAUAUAUUGAGAUACUAGAUCUGACUACACCUCUCACGGCAUGACUGUCGUUGCUUUAAGUAGUUG